This is a messenger RNA of Xenia sp. Carnegie-2017, 907 nucleotides long. Its product is annotated as fibroblast growth factor receptor-like. The transcript is spliced from 3 exons. Lineage: Eukaryota; Metazoa; Cnidaria; Anthozoa; Malacalcyonacea; Xeniidae. The record is from RefSeq and is a predicted model, not a curated record. Bases 150 to 890 code for a protein of 246 amino acids.
AUUUUGCACCCGUUUUUCUAUUUCCGCAUUUGAUAAAAAAGAAACACAAGUACUUUCCUGUUGGAAAACGGUUUUCAAUGAACUGUGAAGCUAAUGGACGACCUUCACCAAAGGUGCAAUGGUACAAAAACGGUCAACUUAUGUCGUAGAUGCCGGAUGGAAAAAACCCUCUAGCGAACGAUACACAAGUAUUAAUAUUUCACGAUGUAAAUCCAAAAGACGACGGAUCUUACCGUUGUUUUUUGUGGAACAGAGUGGGAAAUAUCUCAACAACAUACACAGUACUAGCAAAAGAAGUCUUCAUAACAAAGCCUAUAAUUACUCAUAUGAAGAACAUCACCGCAUAUGAAGGUGACAACGUGAAGGCAACUUGUAAAGCUUUUAGCGAUAGUCUGCCGCACUUUCAGUGGGCUGUCGUCGAAGGAGAAAAUGCAACUGUACGUGUCCUGGAUCCAAACUUGAGCGAAGACGAAUUUAUAUGGAAAGGUGGAAAUAAACGAUAUCAUGGUGUGCAUAUUCUCUUCAAUAACGUAACCAAAAAAGACGAAAGGUACUAUUAUUGUGUCGUUGGCGAUAACCGGGGUUAUGAUAAAACAAGAUUCUACCUCCACGUUUUACCAAGACCUAUGACGCCAGUCUCCAUGUCAGCAAACCAGACUUUUUCCAGCACCAUCAGCAUGCUCCAGCAACAACCAGUUGAGAAGGACGAAUCAGUUCAGAGUUCAAGAAUUUCCCUUUACAUUGUUGUAUCCGUGGCUGCCAUCGUUCGUGUCAUAGGCUCAAUUAUUGCCUACUUAUUAAUAUUCAAAUGCAAGAAACACAAGAAACGCGUGUUUAGCGUUGCCGGCUAUCGCCCUCGAAAUUAUCCACGGAAGGGAGAGACCUGCUGAGCUCUACUUCAUCAUCU